Messenger RNA from Peromyscus leucopus (white-footed mouse), 8135 nucleotides. It is a transcript of the gene Grm5, whose product is annotated as glutamate metabotropic receptor 5. The transcript has 11 exons. Gene Ontology annotation, biological process: G protein-coupled glutamate receptor signaling pathway; regulation of synaptic transmission, glutamatergic; trans-synaptic signaling by endocannabinoid, modulating synaptic transmission. The record is from RefSeq and is a predicted model, not a curated record. NCBI's taxonomy places the organism in Eukaryota, Metazoa, Chordata, Mammalia, Rodentia, Cricetidae. Gene Ontology annotation, cellular component: postsynaptic density membrane. Bases 738 to 4346 code for a protein of 1202 amino acids. Gene Ontology annotation, molecular function: G protein-coupled receptor activity involved in regulation of postsynaptic membrane potential; adenylate cyclase inhibiting G protein-coupled glutamate receptor activity.
GGUACAGCUCUGCUUCUUCUCCAUCUCUGGGUGGGAAUGAGCUACAGAGGAAGUCCAAGACUGCCCUGGCCUGAACCCUGAGACCACGAGGCGUUAGCAACAGUGUUCACUCACUGAGCCCAGGCGAGCCAGCGGCCCCGAGCCGCACUCUGCAGGAGUAGGAGCCAGCCCAGCGCUGCGCUUCCAGCUGCGUCUGCCUGGGCGCAGCACGUGCUCCAGGCGCUGGCGCGAGAGAGCGAGCGCCACCACCGAGGGCCCGCAGCCGUUCUGCUGGCUGCCACUACUGCUUCGAUCGCAGCCACUAGCGAUUUAGCAGCAGCCAAGGCCGCUACGAAAGCGCAGGGAGCUUGCAAGGAGCUGCUGGCCAGGGGAACAAGGCUCAGGGCGCGCACCUGGUGAUUUCAUCCAGAUUCUUGGUUUACAAAAACAGACAUCUGUAUGCUGAUGCCUCCCACAUUUUUAUCAACAAUUCAGACCUCUUUAGAGAAACUCAGCCUUGUAUAUCCAGCUUUUUUGUCCACAUAUGUUCAUGAAUUUGAGUAAUGAAGAUCAUGAUCAUAUGGAUGCAUUUAACUAGACACUAUCUGGGGACCUUGUUAUUUCUUAGAGUACAUAUCUAAAUUGCUGACUAAUUUCUCAAUGUGUUGUUCAACACAAGAGAACAUUUGAUUGCACCUAUUGGAAAUCUGAGUUUCUUCCACCAUGAUGUCUUUAUUAGCUUGAAUUUCUUUCCUAAAAUGGUCCUUCUGUUGAUCCUGUCAGUCCUACUUUUGAAAGAAGAUGUCCGAGGGAGUGCACAGUCCAGUGAGAGGAGGGUGGUGGCUCACAUGCCAGGUGACAUCAUUAUUGGAGCUCUCUUCUCUGUCCACCACCAACCAACUGUGGACAAAGUUCAUGAGAGGAAAUGUGGGGCAGUCCGUGAGCAGUAUGGCAUUCAGAGAGUGGAGGCCAUGCUACAUACCUUGGAAAGGAUCAAUUCAGAUCCCAAUCUCUUGCCCAACAUCACACUUGGCUGUGAGAUAAGAGAUUCGUGCUGGCAUUCAGCUGUGGCCCUAGAGCAAAGCAUUGAAUUUAUAAGGGAUUCACUCAUCUCUUCAGAAGAGGAAGAGGGUUUGGUACGCUGUGUGGAUGGCUCUUCUUCCUUCCGCUCCAAGAAACCCAUAGUGGGAGUCAUUGGUCCUGGCUCCAGCUCUGUGGCCAUACAAGUCCAGAAUUUGCUCCAACUUUUCAACAUACCUCAGAUUGCUUACUCUGCAACCAGCAUGGAUCUGAGUGACAAGACUCUAUUCAAGUAUUUCAUGAGGGUUGUACCUUCAGAUGCCCAGCAGGCACGAGCCAUGGUGGACAUAGUGAAGAGAUAUAACUGGACCUAUGUCUCAGCUGUGCACACAGAAGGCAACUAUGGAGAAAGUGGGAUGGAGGCUUUCAAAGAUAUGUCAGCCAAGGAAGGGAUUUGCAUCGCCCACUCUUACAAAAUCUACAGCAAUGCUGGGGAGCAGAGCUUUGACAAGUUGUUGAAAAAGCUCAGAAGUCACUUGCCCAAGGCCCGGGUAGUAGCCUGCUUCUGUGAAGGCAUGACAGUGAGAGGUCUGUUGAUGGCCAUGAGACGCUUGGGUCUAGCAGGAGAGUUUCUGCUUCUGGGCAGUGACGGCUGGGCUGACAGGUAUGACGUGACAGAUGGGUAUCAGCGAGAAGCUGUCGGUGGAAUUACCAUCAAGCUCCAGUCUCCCGAUGUCAAGUGGUUUGAUGAUUAUUAUCUGAAACUCCGGCCAGAAACAAACCUCAGAAACCCUUGGUUUCAAGAAUUUUGGCAGCAUCGCUUUCAGUGCCGGCUGGAAGGGUUUGCGCAGGAGAACAGCAAGUACAACAAGACUUGCAACAGUUCUCUGACUCUAAGAACACAUCAUGUUCAAGAUUCCAAAAUGGGAUUUGUGAUCAAUGCAAUCUACUCUAUGGCUUAUGGGCUCCACAACAUGCAGAUGUCCCUGUGCCCAGGCUAUGCGGGGCUCUGUGAUGCAAUGAAGCCAAUUGAUGGGCGGAAACUAUUGGACUCCCUGAUGAAAACCAAUUUUACUGGAGUUUCUGGAGAUAUGAUCCUAUUUGAUGAAAAUGGAGACUCUCCAGGAAGGUAUGAAAUAAUGAAUUUCAAGGAAAUGGGAAAAGAUUAUUUUGACUACAUCAAUGUUGGAAGUUGGGACAAUGGGGAAUUAAAAAUGGAUGAUGAUGAAGUAUGGUCCAAGAAAAAUCAUAUCAUCAGAUCUGUGUGCAGUGAACCCUGUGAGAAAGGCCAGAUAAAGGUGAUCCGGAAGGGAGAAGUCAGCUGUUGUUGGACCUGCACACCUUGUAAAGAGAAUGAGUACGUGUUUGACGAGUACACCUGCAAGGCGUGCCAGCUGGGGUCCUGGCCCACUGAUGACCUGACAGGUUGUGAUUUGAUCCCAGUACAGUAUCUUCGCUGGGGUGACCCUGAGCCCAUUGCAGCUGUGGUCUUCGCCUGUCUCGGUCUGCUGGCCACCCUGUUUGUUACUGUGAUCUUCAUCAUUUAUCGGGAUACUCCAGUGGUCAAGUCCUCCAGCAGAGAGCUCUGCUACAUUAUUCUUGCCGGCAUCUGCCUGGGCUACUUAUGCACUUUCUGCCUCAUUGCAAAGCCCAAGCAGAUUUACUGCUAUCUCCAGAGAAUCGGCAUCGGUCUCUCUCCAGCCAUGAGCUAUUCAGCCCUUGUAACCAAGACCAACCGUAUUGCGAGGAUCCUAGCUGGCAGCAAGAAGAAGAUCUGUACCAAAAAGCCCAGAUUCAUGAGUGCCUGUGCUCAGUUAGUGAUUGCCUUUAUUCUCAUCUGUAUCCAGCUGGGCAUUAUUGUGGCCCUGUUUAUCAUGGAGCCUCCGGAUAUAAUGCAUGACUACCCAAGCAUUCGAGAAGUCUACUUGAUUUGUAACACCACCAAUCUAGGGGUUGUCACUCCUCUUGGAUACAAUGGAUUGUUGAUUUUGAGCUGCACGUUCUACGCUUUCAAGACCAGAAAUGUUCCCGCUAACUUUAAUGAGGCCAAGUAUAUCGCCUUCACCAUGUACACAACCUGCAUCAUAUGGCUGGCCUUCGUGCCUAUCUACUUUGGCAGCAACUACAAAAUCAUCACCAUGUGUUUCUCAGUCAGCCUCAGUGCUACGGUGGCCCUGGGCUGCAUGUUUGUGCCGAAGGUGUACAUCAUCCUAGCCAAACCGGAGCGAAAUGUGCGCAGCGCCUUUACAACAUCUACAGUGGUGCGCAUGCAUGUAGGGGAUGGCAAGUCAUCCUCUGCUGCCAGCAGAUCCAGCAGCCUAGUCAAUCUGUGGAAGAGGAGGGGCUCCUCUGGGGAAACGCUAAGGUACAAAGACAGGAGACUGGCCCAGCACAAGUCGGAAAUAGAGUGUUUCACCCCCAAAGGGAGUAUGGGGAAUGGUGGGAGAGCAACAAUGAGCAGCUCCAAUGGAAAAUCCGUGACGUGGGCCCAGAACGAAAAGAGCAGCCGAGGGCAGCACCUGUGGCAGCGGCUGUCCGUUCACAUCAACAAGAAGGAGAAUCCCAAUCAGACAGCGGUCAUCAAACCCUUCCCCAAGAGCACAGAGAGCCGUGGGCCGGGUGCAGGGGCAGGUAGCUCGGGCCCCGGGGCGGCGGGCACUGGUGGCUCGGGAUGCGCAGUGACAAGUGGCCCGGAGCCUCCUGAUGCAGGCACCAAGGCGUUGUACGACGUGGUGGAGGCAGAGGAGCGUUUCCCAGCAGCUGCCAGGCCGCGCUCUCCUUCGCCCAUCAGCACGCUGAGCCACCUCGCCGGCUCGGCGGGCCGCACAGACGACGACGCACCGUCCCUGCACUCGGAGACAGCUGCACGCAGCAGCUCGUCGCAGGGCUCGCUCAUGGAGCAGAUCAGCAGCGUGGUGACGCGUUUCACCGCCAACAUCACGGAGCUCAACUCCAUGAUGCUGUCCACCGCGGCGGCGCCCGGGCCACCCGGUGCCCCUAUCUGCUCGUCCUACCUGAUCCCCAAAGAGAUCCAGCUGCCCACUACCAUGACGACUUUCGCGGAUAUCCAGCCACUGCCGGCCAUCGAGGUGACCGGAGGAGCUCAGCAGAUGGCAGGGGCGUCACCUGCCCAGGAGACUCCUGCAGGAGCCGAGGCUGCACCAGGCAAACCCGACCUGGAAGAGCUGGUAGCCCUCACUCCGCCAUCUCCCUUCAGGGACUCGGUGGACUCUGGGAGCACCACCCCAAACUCGCCAGUUUCCGAGUCAGCCCUCUGCAUCCCAUCAUCUCCCAAAUAUGACACUCUCAUCAUCAGAGAUUACACGCAGAGUUCCUCGUCAUUGUGAGCCACUGGAAACUUCUCUGGAAUCGGCAUGAGCAGCAGGAGACCUCGGUGUUCACACAUGGGCGCAGCGACACCCAUAGUCACCCCAACAGAGAACCUGAGGUGAAUGAUGCCAAGGGCACACAUAGUGGAGAUACGAGAUCAAUAGUGCUAUUUCACAAACAGCCGAUGACGACACCAACUACACAUCUUCUGGCAGAUUAUCUUCUAGUGGCCUUAGAAAACAUGGGCUUUUAAGAAACACUGCUUCUCUUUUUGAGUGCUGACCAGGAAUGGGUGAAGCAGUUACAAUACCAAGUGCUUUGCUCUGAGGCAGCAACAGUGUGAAACAGUACCCUGGACCGUGAAAAGUGGAGUUAAUAAGCAACUGUAAACAGUUUUGUUUGUUUGCUUCAUUUUCCCAGAAGAGUCUUUGAUUCACCAAACACUGAAUGUACAUUUUCUAACUCAAAAAUCUGGGACCAAAAAAGUUAACCUUUCUGUUUUUUCCUUCCUUCCUGAUCCUGCCAUGUAGACCUUGGAAAGAUAGUUGUAACUCGGGCCCAGUAUUUACUGAGGCUUGUGGGUCUCCUGAAUAACACAAAUGCAUAGUGAGUGUUGUGUUAAUGUACAGAGAGUUUCUAGCAGAGACUUGCUAAUCAGGCUGUGAGAUGCUCUUCCAAAAGCCGGCAUCCUGGAUUCCACCUGGUUAUUUCAGAUUCACCUCCAUUAACCAAGAAAACCAGUGCAAGAUUUCUGGACUAUUUCACCAUGUUGCCAAUCAAUACUGGAGUAGCAAAAAAAAAAAAAAAAAAAAAAAAAAAAUAUUUUCUGGAACAUUGUUUUGUAAUUCCCUCACUGGGGUGCAUUGUGUAGCUGGAAAUUCUCUUUGUAAUAAUUCGUGAGCUGUGGCCUGGCUCUCUUUCAUGAUCUACAGGCACUCCUCCUUAUGAAUGCCCUUCCAUUACUGUUGCCAGCUGAAAUAGUAAGAUCCACAAUGAGCUUACUCAUUCUUUUCUUUUAAGAACCUGAUAUAUACAAAGAGAUCCUCUAUUGUUGGUGGUUGUUUUGAACCCCAUUCCCACAUCUGAAAGAGUGAUCCAUAGAUACUAUAAAGAUAUCACAACUGGAGGAACUGUUAUUGAGAAAAAUAAUAAUAGCAGAAUCUCAAUACAGGAAAGUCAGCAUAGCAAACGUCUGGCUAUGCCCAUGGGCAGUGAUUUUAUCUUUUCUUGGCUGCUUAUAUGGGGCAGCUAUGAACUAAGACAAAUGUAGAUUUUUUUUCAAAGCAAUACAGAACACUAAAACAGAGGAACCUUAAUAUCAACCACAGUCUUUCUCAGCCAUUCCAAAAAAGGCAAAGCAAUUAUGAAUCCUUUACUUUUUAAGAUAGUUAUUGACAUGGUUUUGUGCAUUUCAUACUGUCACUUUAUAAAUACUGCAGGAAAGAGUUUUAGAGUUACAAUAAAAAAUAUACAUGCUUUGGUGGACUCAUAUAGGUAGAAACUGUAGAUCAAGACCUGAAUCUACUGUCAUCUUUUUAUUGGUCCCAUUGCAGCUAUCCUCAGGUACCAAAUGUUCUUGAUUUUUAAAUAAAGAUAGUAAUAAAAGGAGGAGGUAUUCUAUAAAUUUAAAGUUCAGUUGACCCAGCCUUAUACUAAAGAUAGCCUUAUGAGAAAGAUUUGCCAAGAGACAGAAGUAUAUUUUUGGCAGAGAGAAAUUUAAAUAGAAGUUUAAAAUUCCUAUUUCAAUAUCCUUGAUAUCCUGGUCUUUUUUUUUAUUUUAGUUGUUUUUGUUUUGUUUUUUGUUGUUAUUAUUGUUGUUGGAUUUUGUUUUUGCUUGUUUGUUUACCAUCUGAUUUAAAAAGAAAUUGAAACUGGAAGUCUAUCCAUUGCCAUAAUCUGUCAUUCUCCAGUUUUAAGAGUUGUAAUAACUACUGACAUUGCUGUUCUUAUUUGAAAUUUUAAAUCUAAUCUUCCACAUUAUAAGCUAACAAUAAUUCACAAUGACUUAAGCUUCCUAAGUCAGAUUUGAAAAUAGCAUCAUCGGAGCAAUGUGAUCCCAAAUAGUAAUGAUAUUCAUGAAGCAGAAAAGAAAGUCUAGCUAACUUGCAUAGCUUCAUCGAAAGUGAAUGCCUGCCUCUACCUGAAAACCCAGUGUAAAUACUUUGAAAUGCCAGUGCCCCUUGGUAUCUAUCAAAAAACAAAAAAACGUGGCAUUCACCUGGUUUUAGUGUCUGUUUUCUUAGGGGUUAUUAUCUUUCUGGAUAUGCUCUGCUUUCUGAGUUGUAAAUUUUGUUUCACUGAUUCUUUACCUUGGUUUCUGUUUUAUUUUCAUGUGCAAUGAGUUUUACUCCUUCGAUUUUUUUCAUGAACAAAUACUUUUUCUAUGAUUUCUGUGGCAUUUUUUCCUUUAAAAGUUUACCACUUUAUCAGAAAGUUGCACCAGAAAUUUAAGUUUAAUGCAAUUUCCAUCUAUAAUUUUUUGUGAUGUCAUAGCUAUAAAUAAAAUAAUUUAUUCAAUUAGAAGGAGAUAAAAUUAUUUUCCUUAUAUGUUACAAUAACAUUUGCCAUCUCAUUGAAUACAUUGUAUAUUGCACAUACCAAUAAUACAUCUUUGAAAUCUUUUAUUUUGGAAUGAUGCUAACUCUCUCUUUGCCAAUUUUAAUACCAGGUUCCAAGUAAUAACUAUAAUAUAAAGAGAAUUGAAUAUUUAUUCUAGGGCUAGGAUAUGAACUUCCCAAUUCAUUUGGGUACCUAUUCUUACUGAGUUUCCUUGAUAACAAUCUGUUCCUGGUACCCAGUAGUAAAUCAGUUGGGACCUGUCUGACUAAAAGGAAGGAUGAGAAUGCUAAAGACCAGUAAAGUGGCCUAAAAGACGAUUUUGGUCCUGGGAACUAAGAGGAGACCUAGUUUGACUAAGUUUAUUGGCUAAAAGGUGCACUCACCUUACUGUUGAGAGAAGUAGAGUGAUCCUGAGAAGAUUGUUUUUGAAUAGGGCUAGACAUAGGGAGCAGACCAGGAAUAUGGAGAGGAAACUCAUAAGAAAACUGACAGAUGCAAAGGAGAAAAAUAAAACAAAUCUCCAAACGUGCUAAUCUUUGGACAUGAUAGUCUUUUUCAAAUGACUGACAUACCAGCAAGUGAUCAGAAAGACUCGGAGCUAUUUAUGACUGUAAAUGCAUUGAAUAAUGGCUCUGCUGCAGGCUGACUUCCAAACCAGGAAUUCAACACUCUUUUUAAGAAAAAAAAAGAAAAAAGAAAAAAAAUUUACUGUGCUAGUCUCCCAGCAAAAUGUACAUGGUCUGGAGACUUCAAAGUUAUUAUAUGAGUUCACAUUUAGCAACAGCUUAUUAAUAACCCUCAAGCUGUCAGAAUCUCUAUAGUUACCAUUUACAAUUUUAUACUGUGAAAAAAAUACAGAUCAGUGAAAGCAUAAAGAUAAUUCAGAAUUUGCUUUGAAGAUGGUUUGAGGCCUGGGAGAAUCUCUAAUGUCUAUUGAAGAAUGGGGCAUGUAUAAAACAGUUGGCUGGAUUUCACUGAUCUUCCCAAUGUGAACAAAUAUACUAUGUAUAUUGUGUGUCUUUCUAGAAUUCAAUGGCAGCUGCUGGUGAUGUUGUAAUUAGAAAUCUAUAUAGAAUAUAGAUGUUUAGAAAGAUGGUGCCAAUACUAAAAUAUUUGUGUGGGCUACAAGUGCUUGUACUUAAUUUUUUUCUGCACUCAGAACUGAUUUGGUUUUAAAACUGUGCACAAUCUGUUCUUUUUCUGUUGUUGCAGCUUGUACUAUUAAAAUAAUAGAGAAUGUUAAAUUA